Fusarium tjaetaba is the source of this 1758-nucleotide messenger RNA. Its product is annotated as phenylacetyl ligase. NCBI's taxonomy places the organism in Eukaryota, Fungi, Ascomycota, Sordariomycetes, Hypocreales, Nectriaceae. The record is from RefSeq and is a predicted model, not a curated record. The transcript is spliced from 5 exons. The coding region runs from base 1 to 1758 and encodes 585 amino acids. Gene Ontology annotation, molecular function: CoA-ligase activity.
AUGGGUGCCAGACCUGCCCAUUGGUACCUCAAGACCUGUCUCACUCUCAAGACUUCGCUAAUUUGUUCAGAUCCUCCGAACUCCAUCAGCGUCCCCGAGUUCAUGAGCUCGGAAGAGUAUGGCCGGUAUUCCAUUGUGAAAGCGCGACGACCAUACACCUGUGGACUUACUGGAAAGACGCGUACCGCUGAAGAGGUUAUUCGUAGAGAGGAUCUCCUUGCUCGGGGUAUCGGCAAAGCUCUACAGUUUGACUCGCAAUCCGGGUCGGAAUGGGAUCGCGUCUGCGUCAUAUUCUCUCUCAAUACGAUUGACUACAUACCCCUCACACAUUCCAUUCAUCGCCUCAAUGGUAUCGCCAGUCUGAGCAGCGCAGCCCUGUCGGCGUCGGAGUUGGAACAUCAGCUCCGAGCCUCACGCGCAAAAGCAAUUUUUACUUGUGUGCCCCUUCUGGAUACUGCACUCAAAGCUACAGAGGCAGUUGGUAUCUCACGAGAAAAUGUGUUUCUUCUUCCAGUGCCUGGCGACUCCAGCAGGCACGGAUUCAAGACAAUCGAUGACCUGAUUCAGGACGGAGAGAAAUUGCCACCGUUACCGCCGCUACAAUGGACGAAGGGACGAGGCGCUCGACAAACGGCUUAUCUGCUGUAUUCAAGCGGAACUUCUGGUUUACCUAAACCGGUCAUGCUCUCGCACUACAACAUCAUAUCCGGCAUCAUACAAACAUGCACAUUCGACUCGGUCUCUCGAAAAGCCGAUGGUGUCGACACGCAAGUGAUGCUCGGAGUCUUGCCAUUCAGUCAUGUCUUUGGGCUAAUGCUUAUCACUCAUCUGGGGACAUACCGCGGCGACGAGAUCAUUGUCAUGCCUCGCUUUGAGUUUGAGCCCUUCUUGGCUGCAGUCAGUCGCUUCAAGAUACACCAGCUUCCAAUUGUACCGCCGAUCGUGAUACAAAUGCUUGACAGAAGAGAAUUGUGCAGCAAGUAUGAUUUGAGCAGCGUCAGGUUUGUGUAUACAGGCGCUGCACCGCUUGGAAAAGAAACGGUUGAUGAUCUGUUGAGUCUGUACCCGAUGUGGCGCCUUGGUCAAGGAUAUGGAAUGACAGAGACGGCGACUGUCUUUAUACAAAGCAGCGAGCAUGAUACGCAAGUUGGCACAACAGGAUCAUUACUUCCAGCAGCCAAGGCCAGGAUCGUCGACCCAGACGGUAAAGAGAUUACGGAAUAUGAAAAGCCAGGUGAACUGCUGAUUCAGAGUCCAACGGUGUCACUUGGCUACUUUAACAAUCCAAAGGCCACCGCCGAGACUUUCUUUGAGGAUACAGACGGUCGCUGGAUACGAACAGGGGAUGAGGUGCUGGUUCGCAUGUCUGAGAGCGGCAAUGAGCAUUUUGUCGUUGUUGAUCGAGUCAAGGAGCUUAUCAAAGUCAAGGGCCAUCAAGUCGCGCCGGCAGAGCUUGAGUCACAUCUUCUCACCCAUCCCGAUGUGAGUGACUGCGCAGUCAUCCAGAUUCCCGAUGCACGAGCUGGUGAAGUUCCGAAAGCAUUCGUGGUCAAAGCAGAACAGGCAAAUAAGUCUGAUGAAGACAUUGCGAGGGAUAUCCAGCGAUAUGUUGAGGAGCAUAAAGCUAGGUAUAAGUGGCUGAAGGGCGGUGUUGAGUUUAUUGAUGUGAUACCGAAAAGCCCGACUGGGAAGAUCUUGAGACGAAUGCUGAGGGAUAGGGAGAGGGAGGCUAGGAAAUCGAGAGGAGCAAAGUUGUGA